AUGACAUCAGCGGAAGGAGACAACAUUAUUGAACUUUUUGAUAACUGGUUCAAGCAUUACACAGAAGUAACAAAUCAUUUAGCAGAAAUGGAAGAAAACUUCAAAAGAGCCUCAGUACACAUAGAAACUCUGACAAAAACCAAUGCUAGACUUCAAUCAGAUUGCAGCAUAUUGCAAGAAACAGUUGGCAGCUACCAGCAGCAGCUUCACACUGUUUGUGAUCUUGAAGAUGAAGUUCAAAAUUUGAAACAAAAGAUUGCAGAAAAAGAACAGGAUUUACUUAAUAAAGCUACUGAGAGCACAGCAACCAUAGACAGAAUUAAACAGGCCCAUGAAUAUGAAAUGGAGUCAUCACUUGCCAGUGUGAAAGCAGAAUAUGAUACAAAGAUCACAGAUUUGGAAAGUCAGUUGAAAAUGGAAACCGAAGUUGAACGUUCACUUCAAUCACAACUGGAAGAUUUGAAAAGAGAUAAGGACAAAGAAAUAUCCAGAAUUACAAUGGAGUAUGAGAGCAAGUUAGUCAAGGCUCACAGACAAAAGGCACAGUACAUUCAACAACAGCAACAGAUUCUUAAUCAAGAUGUCAUGAGAAAGAAAAUGCAACACAUGAAAGAAAACUAUGAAGGAGAAAUAGCUGCUCUGAAAUCUCAGAUUCAGGAUUUGAAACACAUGUUAGAAUCAGUGCAUCAAAGAAGACCAGGAAAAGAUAAUGAGGAUAAUGCCUUCGGUGAACAGCCACAACCAAAGCUGCAGCCCCAGAAACUCUACCUACAGGACAGGCAGUCACCUCGACAAAGAGGGCAGUUGAGUCUUCGUGCACAGAGAAAUGUUUCCAAGUAUCGUUCGGGCUCCAGUAUCAAAUUGUAA
This is a messenger RNA of Candidula unifasciata, 867 nucleotides long. Lineage: Eukaryota; Metazoa; Mollusca; Gastropoda; Stylommatophora; Geomitridae. The record is from the annotation of a GenBank genome assembly.